This is a messenger RNA of Nothobranchius furzeri (turquoise killifish), 1748 nucleotides long. RefSeq names its product phosphatidylinositol glycan anchor biosynthesis, class C (gene pigc). NCBI's taxonomy places the organism in Eukaryota, Metazoa, Chordata, Actinopteri, Cyprinodontiformes, Nothobranchiidae. Gene Ontology annotation, cellular component: glycosylphosphatidylinositol-N-acetylglucosaminyltransferase (GPI-GnT) complex; membrane. The record is from RefSeq and is a predicted model, not a curated record. Gene Ontology annotation, biological process: GPI anchor biosynthetic process.
GCUGUGAGCACUAACAAUGGUGCUUCACUUCCGGCACAAUGAGGCGAUCAGAUUUUAGCGUCGCCACCACCGAGCAAGGUUGCUGUUACGGUUAGGGAAAUAUCAGUUUUAAAAUAUUCUUACAUGUUUUAGAAGAAGUGUUUGUGGUUUCAGGGUUUAUAACUGCAUGUUUAACUGAGAAAGGCUGUUUUGAUAUCAGCGUCAAACCGGAAGAAACGGGUGAUGGGGGCUGAUGGAGCCCCGAGUCAGUCUGUGCCAUGGCGGAAGGUGCUGUGGGAACGCCAGCCCUUUCCUGAUAACUACGUGGAUCAAAGGUUCCUGGAGGAGCUGCGGAGGAAUGAAGGCAUCCGGGAGUACCGCUACUGGGCUGUAGUGAAAGAAGCAAGUCUUGUAGGACAACAGCUGUCUUGUGUGGCCAUUUUUAUUACCUUCUGGCUGUACAUGGAGCAGGGUCUUCUGGCCCCUGAGACGUUGUUGUGGACCAGCCUUGUCUGUGGCUUGCUGGGUUAUGGACUCUACCAGGCCUUUACCUCUCAAACUGAUUCCUGCAGCGAGACCCGCACACAUCUAGCUGAUUUGCAGAGUGCUGCUCUUUUCCUUUCUUUCACCUUUGGCUUCUCACCGGUCCUUAAAACAUUGACAGAAUCUGUGAGCACAGACACCGUGUAUGCCAUGUCUGCUGUCAUGCUGCUGGCUCACUUGGUGUCGUUCCCCUAUGGCGAGCCCUCACCUCCUGGGAGCCUCUCCCUAAACGCAGCUCUGUUUGCCUCCGUGUGCUUGGCCUCCAGAUUACCUGGUGCUCUGCACACCUUUGCCAUGCUGAGCUGUGCAUUGCUGGUGUUUGCCCUAUGGCCCUGUCUGCUACAGAGGUUGAGGGAGAACUCCCCUCUCCAGUUUACUGGGGUGUGUGUGGGAGUGUGUACGGGAGGAGUCGGAGGUCUGGCGUCCCAGUCGCUGGGCGGAGCUGUGCUUUUAUCCCUAGCUGUAGUGAGUGUCACAUUUCUCUGUCCCUUGCUGCUUGUUUGGUUGCAGAGGCACAAAGACAACAUCCAUGGACCCUGGGAUGAGGCAGAGAUUUGUGAGGACCUCAGCCAUUUCCUACACUAAAGAACUGCAAAGUCAUGCUGCUGCUGACAAAAGCAACAAGUAAGGAGGAGAAUGUUACACGGCAAUCUGUUCUUCUCAUGCAGAUGACAAAUGGAUGAAUCUGCUACUUUUUGUCAGCACUGACCUCAGAACAUGUACGAAACAUGCAGGGCUGACAUACACUCGUGGACUCAGGAUGCUAUGCAACAAUGUGACAUAAGUGCAGUCUUACUAGUCUGUAGGAGAUGAUGUGUUUUAUGGGUGACUGGUGCUGUGUGUAUUUAAAAAUAACCGAGGGCUCUUACUCUUGGGCUGUUUUAAUAAUAAUAUAUUUUUGAUGUAAUUCAACUGAACAAAAAUGACCAAUCUGUUCCCUCGGGUGUAAUGGUGACACAUAACCAGAGGAGUCUUAUUUUGAGAACAUCAAAGCAACACAGCCUUCUGAUGAUCAAGCCAAAUCUGACUGAAAAUGGUGACAUCUGUAUUUUUGCUAACUGCUAAAGUUGUUCUUUUAAAAGCAGAAGAGAGCAGAAACUCUUUUAGUAACAGUUCAACCUGCUCAGAUUCCAUCCCACUGACAUACCUGCUAUUUAAAAUGUUAAUGAGAAUAAAGAUAUUGUAAUAAAAUAUUGUUUUAAAUAAAUUAAAGAUCAACAACUCAA